AGCUGAAACUACAGUCACACGACGUUGACGUCAUGCGCUGUCCCUUUGCACUGGUUCUGUGAGCGUCUGCUGCCGGUCAUGUGUUCACGGGUGCGAAGGGUCAGAGGUCAGGCGGAGGCCGGCCGGCUGCAGGAUCGCGGUCAGUGGGCCAGUAAAGCGGAGUUUCUGCUGGCUGUUGCUGGACAGAUUAUCGGUCUGGGUAACGUGUGGCGAUUCCCGUAUCUGUGUUACAAGAACGGAGGAGGUGUGUUCUUUGUGCCAUACAUGUUAUUCCUGGUGGUGUGCGGCGUUCCUCUCUUCCUGCUGGAGACGGCUCUGGGUCAGUUCACCAGUCUGGGAGGAGUCGGCGCCUGGAUGAAAAUCUGCCCGCUGUUUGCAGGCCUGGGUUUCGCCAGUCAGAUGAUGAUCUUACACAGCUGUGUGUAUUAUAUCGUUAUUCUGGCCUGGGCUCUUUUCUACCUGUGCAGCAGCUUCCAGACGCGGCUUCCCUGGUCGCACUGCAACAACACCUGGAACACAGACUCCUGCGUGGGGUUUGAUGGACACAACAUGAGCGAUCUCUCUGAAAACGCUACGUCCCCGGUCAUUGAGUUUUGGGAGCGUGAGGUGUUGGAUCUGUCUGCUAGUGUGGAUCGUCUGGGCUCGGUGAACUGGCGUCUGGCCCUGUGUCUGCUGCUCGUGUGGAUCGUCUGCUAUUUCUGUGUCUGGAAAGGAGUCAAAUCCACCGGCAAGGUUGUGUAUGUCACAGCCACCUUCCCGUACGUGAUGCUGCUGGUGUUGUUGAUUCGUGGCGUUUCUCUCCCCGGUGCUGUGGACGGGAUCAUUUAUUACCUGAAACCCGACCACACGCGGCUGAUGGACCCACAGGUAUGGAUGGACGCUGGGACUCAGAUCUUCUUCUCAUAUGGCAUUUGUCUGGGAAGUCUUACGGCUCUCGGCAGCUACAACAAAUUCAACAACGACUGUUACAAGGAUUGUUUCAGACUUUGUCUCCUCAACAGCAGCACCAGUUUCAUCGCAGGUUUUGCCAUUUUCUCUGUGCUCGGCUUCAUGGCACAGGAGCAGGGUGUGGAUAUCGCAGACGUGGCGCAGUCUGGUCCUGGUCUGGCAUUCAUAGCGUAUCCGCGGGCCGUGUCCAUGAUGCCUCUGCCGCAGCUGUGGUCCGUGUGUUUCUUCCUCAUGAUCCUGAUGUUGGGUUUGGACACUCAGUUCGUCAGUCUGGAGGCGCUGAUGAUGUCCGUGUCCGAUCUGUAUCCCGCACUCAUCCGUAGACGUCACCGGCGUGAGAUUCUGCUCCUGCUCGUCUGCUCCGUCUGCUUCCUGAUCGGACUUGUGAUGGUGACACCGGGAGGCCUGUACGUGUUUCAGAUCUAUGAUCAUUUCUCCUGCAGUGGAGCCAGUCUGCUGCUGCUGUCCGUCUGUCAGUCUGUGGCCAUCGGAUGGAUCUAUGGUGCGGAUCGUUUCAGUAACGACAUUAAGGCCAUGAUCGGUUACCAGCCGCUCUGCAGCUUCAGGCUGUGCUGGCGUUACCUGACGCCCGUCAUGUGCAUUGGCACGUUCGGCUUCUCGCUCAUCUUCUGGUCUCCGCUGACCCUCGCCAACGGCGUGACGGCCCCCGGAUGGGCCACGGCGAUGGGCUGGACGCUGACGCUGUCCUCCGUGUCCCUCCUGCCGCUCUGGGCCAUCUACAGCCUCGUGAACACGCCGGGAACCCUUCAACAGCGUCUCCGUCUGCUGUGCCGCCCCGUGCGGGACUCGCCGCCGACAGACGAGCACCUUUCUGCUGCUACGCGUUUGACCUUUGACCUCAGAACAAAGAAGCCCAAAGAGGCAAUUAAGGACGUGGUGUAACUGAGUGAAACCGAACAGAUCUGAUCUAAGCGUCCUGCGUUCACUCAGAUACGAGACUGUAGUGUAACGUUGAAGACUCGAAGGUAAAAGAAACUCUUUGUUUAAUAACAGCAAUUAAAGCUUCUCAGUACACUCAGUUAUCAGUGCACUUAACUGUUCAUUUUCAGUGCAAAUGAACCAGAUGAACACUUUUUCUUGACUCAAGAAAACAUUUUUAAACAAACAUGGAUGUUUUUCGAAUCAAAAAAUGUAAUUGUUUUGUUAUGCACGUUAAGCAGUACGCUAGUUUUCCCUUCUGAACACGCUCAGGGUUAGGUAAGUUCUCCCGGAAACUUUGUUUGUUUAUCCAGUGCAGUGCAUUCUGCUGUGCGUUUGUUUGUUUUGUGUUUUGCAUCACAUAUUACUGAUGCUGGAAACUCGUCGCGCCUGGUCAUGAUGCGCUAGUCAGAGUUAGUCAGCUCAGGAUGUAAUUGUGAAACAUCAGGUCUUUACUGGCACGAUGAGUCUUCGGAAUGUUUCUAAUACUGUAAUGGGAUGUGUGAAAAUAGAGCAAUGUUUCUCAAAGAAUCUGAUUAAUGUGAUCAAAUUAAUCGUAUUGUGUCAUUAUUUUUGUGCUAAUUAAGCACAUUUUCCUCCAAAAAUAAGAAUGCAAAACAUUUUCUGUAUACUUUUUACUGAAAUCCAUUCACUUUGUU
This is a messenger RNA of Labeo rohita (rohu), 2546 nucleotides long. Its product is annotated as sodium- and chloride-dependent GABA transporter 2. NCBI's taxonomy places the organism in Eukaryota, Metazoa, Chordata, Actinopteri, Cypriniformes, Cyprinidae. Gene Ontology annotation, cellular component: membrane. The transcript has 14 exons. Gene Ontology annotation, biological process: sodium ion transmembrane transport. The coding region runs from base 79 to 1851 and encodes 590 amino acids. The record is from RefSeq and is a predicted model, not a curated record.